Leptinotarsa decemlineata (Colorado potato beetle) is the source of this 1468-nucleotide messenger RNA. RefSeq names its product farnesyl transferase alpha (gene Fnta). Lineage: Eukaryota; Metazoa; Arthropoda; Insecta; Coleoptera; Chrysomelidae. Gene Ontology annotation, molecular function: CAAX-protein geranylgeranyltransferase activity; protein farnesyltransferase activity. The record is from RefSeq and is a predicted model, not a curated record. Gene Ontology annotation, cellular component: CAAX-protein geranylgeranyltransferase complex; cytoplasm; protein farnesyltransferase complex. Gene Ontology annotation, biological process: protein farnesylation; protein geranylgeranylation.
CUGUGUCUGUACUGCCAAGAGUGACAAGUGCGAAUAUACAAAUCCCCUAAAAAAAAGAUUCUAGUGUAGUGUUUUGCUUGGAGGAAUUAUUUUUAAGUUUUAGACUAUACCACACGUUUUAUUAUAUGUAUCAUCUCAAUUAAUCAUCUAUAGUUACUUGCAGAACAAACAAAUCAAAUUUUAUUACGUAAAGUUCAAAUAUUUUUCAUUUUUGAAAAAAUGAGUGAUGGUAGCAGUAGUGAUGAAUGUGAUUCAGAUUAUAAAUUAUAUAGAGAUAGGCCAGAAUGGAAAGACGUAACACCUGUGAAACAAGACGACGGGGGAGAAUGUAUUGUUUCAAUUGAUUAUACAGAGAUUUUUGUUGAUUGCUAUGACUACUUUCGAGCAGUAUUGAAGAAUAAAGAAAUAAGUGAAAGAGCCUUAGAACUGACCCAAACUGCGGCUCAUCUAAACCCUGCCAAUUAUACUGUAUGGCAAUAUCGGCGUGACAUAUUGAAAGGGCUCAAUAAAGAUAUCCAAGAAGAAUUGGAUUUUAUUGAAAAAAUUAUCCUCAAACAAUCAAAGAAUUAUCAGGUGUGGCAUCACAGGAAAGUUCUUGUGGAAAUGGUGAAAGACCCAUCUAAAGAAAAAUAUCUAACUGAAGCUGUAUUGGCCAAAGACGCUAAAAAUUAUCAUGCAUGGCAGCAUAGACAGUGGGUUAUAAAAACAUUCAACCUUUAUGAAGGCGAGUUGGAUUAUGUGGAUACCCUGAUAGCAGAUGAUGUCAGAAAUAAUUCAGCUUGGAACCAAAGAUAUUUUGUUAUAAAUAAUACUACUGGAUUCACAGAAGAAGUUCUGAACAGGGAAAUUCAGUAUACUCUGUUCCAUAUUAAAACUGUUACUGAAAAUGAAAGUGCUUGGAAUUAUUUGAGAGGAUUGUUACUUCAUGACAAGGGUGGUCUCAGUAAAAAUAAAAAAGUGACAGAUUUCUGUGAGGAAUUGUACAAAUCAGGAAACCGAUCUCCAUUUCUUCUUGCAGUCAUUGUUGACAUGUGCUACGAACAAGUCACUGAAGGUGGGGGAGAUUGCAAAUAUACUAAAGAAAGAGCAAAAGAAAUUUGUGAGGAAUUGAUCAAUACAUAUGACAAAGUAAGAGCCAAUUACUGGCAACAUAUGCUAGAUACAAUAGAGAAUAUUGGCAAAACAGAAGGCGAGACUAGUAACAGCUCGAAUUGAAGCAAACAGGAAUUUGUAUCUGGUUUUAAAGAUCUAUUAUGGUUAUAGAUCAGCUUUAUUGGCUUUGUAUUGGCUGCCCACACAGGUUUUAAUUGUGAAGUAUCCAUUUUUUUAUGUUUACAGCUGACAUGGGUGUAUCAAUGUUUCCCUUUUUAUGUGAAGAUGCAGAGAGAAAGGUGUUAAUGGAGUCUUUAUUUUAUUAUGUAUACAUUCCAAGGAUCCUUGAUGUGAUUUUAUUAAACUCUUCACAUAA